GUAAUAUCCUAGUAGAAUUAAGGAGCCCAUUUUGACGUCUUCAAAGAGAGACCACCAGCCGAGGAUGAACCACUCUUUAGCGAUAUUGGCGUAACAAGCGGACCGCCAAUAAUACGCAAACGAACGCACUCUUUAUCUACUGAUACGAUAAUCUCCCCAGCAGAAGUGGUGGAUCUUACGUCGAAACCGGAGCUGGAAGAACGUCGUUUAGCGAAGCGGCGAAGGCUGGCUAAGCAGCGGGUAGAGAACCUCAUACUCGAUCCUGUAUCCAUGCCCAAGUCAACGCCUUUGCCAAGCCCUAGCAGCCAAGUUCCCUCUCCUAGAGCCAGCAACGGUCCUAGACCUGAUUUUCCAGAGUGUAACGACAAAGGCGAUGGUGCUGAAUCCCCAGGCCUUUACUCCUCAAGACAAUCCAUCUCUCCUUUUGAAGGAACAGUGAGCGAACAAGAUAUCAAUCCGGAUUCAGACAGGCGUGAGAAGAGUAGAAAAGGCAGACGUAGUGAAGUUGGGGAAAGCCAUAGGGACGAACUCAAUCAGGUCGACGUGUCCUACGGAGCUUCAGCGACACCUCCUCAGCGACAUAACCCUAGCAAUCGUUCGGUCCAGGAGAGACCGCGCGGUCGACCACAGACUCAUCUUAAACCACAGAAUGGGAGCACAGUCUUUAGGAAGACAUCACGACAACUAACAUCACCCCCAUCACAACAGCUAUCUGGGCCAAGAGCGGAUAGCACAGCACGGAUCAGUCGGAUCGGUCCCCCGCGAACCUUUUCCACAGGAGCAAAGGCAGCAUAUGAUUCUAGUAUCUACCGCGGAACCAGCGACUACGAGUUAAUGGAUAUUGCGCAUUACUAUUGCGACGUACCGAAUGACUCGCCUAUUAUUACAGCAACCGUCUAUUGUGCCGACGUAAUGUCAGCAUUGUAUGCAAAGUCAUCAGCGCUUAGAUGGAACUUGCUUGGUAACAAAGGCGAAGUCAUCCGAACGAUUAAGUUAUCAUCAGAUUCAUGGUUGGUAAUAGGAUACCGGCAUGACGAUUGCGGUGCGCCAAAAUUAUGUAGCGGUCGAGGCUCGAUGCAGCGAAGCACGGAUAGGGAGACUGGCCGCCACAGUAAUGCCAUCAACUAUGACGCCGUCCAUCCAGAAACAUACGGAAACGAGAAGUACGAGGAUGAAGAUGAAGACGUGAGCGACAAUGGCUAUAUGCUCUCAGGCAAACGAACACAUGUACCGUGGAAAGAGUCGGACGGACAGCGCUUACUGUCGUACAAGGACAAGAUGGGCUUGGACUGGGAUGACAUAGUUUUUCGUUUCCCAGGUCGGUCGGUGGGCGCCGUAAAACUCCGCUACUACACAUUGCACAAGAAGGAUUCGUAAGGCUAUUGCGAUGUCCUCGACCUACCACUUCCCACCAAGAUCGAACUCUCGCCUUGUUGAGGUUGGAGCAUUUACGGGUGAAAAGGAGCGUACGGUGGAUGCUAAGCUUUGCUAUCUCGUUUUUACUAGAUUAUGCAUAGACUUGGCGCAAAGAGUUAUAUAACUCCGUCCCACUUCGUCGCUCGUCUCUCUUCAGGUUAUGUCGAUUUUGAUUAGUUUCAAUAGUC
This is a messenger RNA of Pseudovirgaria hyperparasitica, 1604 nucleotides long. RefSeq lists its product as uncharacterized. NCBI's taxonomy places the organism in Eukaryota, Fungi, Ascomycota, Dothideomycetes, Acrospermales, Acrospermaceae. The transcript has a single exon. Bases 271 to 1377 code for a protein of 368 amino acids. The record is from RefSeq and is a predicted model, not a curated record.